Hyphopichia burtonii NRRL Y-1933 is the source of this 474-nucleotide messenger RNA. RefSeq lists its product as uncharacterized. The record is from RefSeq and is a predicted model, not a curated record. The transcript is spliced from 3 exons. NCBI's taxonomy places the organism in Eukaryota, Fungi, Ascomycota, Pichiomycetes, Serinales, Debaryomycetaceae. The coding region runs from base 1 to 474 and encodes 157 amino acids. Gene Ontology annotation, cellular component: retromer complex; early endosome membrane. Gene Ontology annotation, molecular function: phosphatidylinositol-3-phosphate binding. Gene Ontology annotation, biological process: late endosome to Golgi transport; endocytic recycling.
AUGUCUAAACCUUUCCAGCCUAUAAGUGAUGUGAUCAACACGUCGGGCACCCGACACGCCCACCAGAGUUUCAACGAAAUCUACGGCGAGCCAGAAAACUUUCUCGAAAUCGAGGUGAGAAAUCCUCAAACCCAUAUGGGGAAAGAAUUGUAUACUGACUACGAAAUCGUCUGCCGCACCAAUAUACCGGCAUUCAAAAAACGAAAUAGCCGAGUAAGAAGAAGAUAUAGAGACUUUGUCAAUUUCAAAAAAAUAUUAGAACAAGAAACAACCAGAGUAAUAAUACCUUCCUUACCGGGUAAAAUCUUACUAAAUUCAAACAAGUUCAACGAUUUAAAUAUCGAGAAAAGAAGACAGGGUUUGGAAAAAUUCUUAGUGAUUGUCAGUGGCCAUCCUUUGUUGCAAACCGGUUCCAGAACUCUAAUUGACUUUAUUCAAAAUGAUCAUUGGGAACCCAAAAAUAUAUAUUAUUAA